This is a messenger RNA of Trypanosoma cruzi, 1110 nucleotides long. RefSeq lists its product as uncharacterized. The record is from RefSeq and is a predicted model, not a curated record. NCBI's taxonomy places the organism in Eukaryota, Euglenozoa, Kinetoplastea, Trypanosomatida, Trypanosomatidae. The transcript has a single exon. The coding region runs from base 1 to 1110 and encodes 369 amino acids.
AUGUGUGCCUGCUUGUGUGUGUGUCUUGGCGUUGUAUGCUUCCUUCGCCUUUUUUCCUUGCUGUCCUCGCGUGCUUUGGGUGAACCGUGCAUAAAAAACAAGAAGGCCGCCAUGAUUGCGCGCGUUGCCCAACGGGAGGCGAACUGCCGAGCGGAUCGGUCGGUUCUGGGGAAAGGAGGGGGUCGCCGUGGCCCCACAUGCAUGUUUCGUUGGCCAGAGGAUGUCGAACGUCGGAGGACGCGGCUGACGGACGCCAGGCCGCUGCGUAGUCUUCUCGUGACGGAGGUCCUGGGGUUUGUUGGGAGCAACCACACCAAUCACCCUGGCCGAACGUCUUCUGGGGUGCACGCGCGCAACCCUGACAAGGUGGACCGCUGCGGUAACUUCAGGUUGAUUGGGGGCUCCGAAGACCCCUACUACCGCUCCUUUUUUGGGAACGCCACCAACGCGUAUCUGGCGACGCGCGCGCCGCGUCAUCACGAAAUUGCCGCCAUCAUUAAAUUUUCGGCGCAGGGCCACGCUGAAAGCGGCCUUGAUGAUAGCCUCUUCCUCACGCAUGGCGACGUUCUUGGGACGCGGUUUCUUCUUGAUCUCGCCCGGACGCGUGGCGGGAUGGAAGAAUUCAUUCAUGUCAGCACCGACGAAGCGUAUGGAGAGGUGACGGGCUCCAAGGAGGAAGAGGCAAUUUUUUUCCCGUUAUUAAAUAAACCGAAGGCCCGCACGCCGCCCUGCCGAGCGGAGAUGUGGAAGAGGGCCCGGGGAGGGCGCCGCACCGUAGGGCGCGAAACACACACACACACACAGGCGCCACUCACCCGCCCGGGCCAGCUACAAACCAGAAACCGGCAAGCCAGCAAACCAUGUGGCCCAUGGCCGAGGAAAUGGAGUGAGGAGCGUCGUGCCUCCUCGCUGCGCGAAGGUGUUGUUGGAGCAAAGCCCUCCCACUCCGAGGCGAAACCGCGCCAAGAUUUUUGUGAAGCGCGGCCCCUCACUUCUCCAGUGUGCGAACCGAGUUUUGGUUUAGGCGCCUGCAGAGCCGGGCAGCGGAGCAGUUUCAGAAUCGUCCCCUCGCGCAGUUCAGGCUGGCUGGUCUUCGCGAUGUCCACUUGA